Molecule: messenger RNA, 1650 nt
Organism: Didymodactylos carnosus
Lineage: Eukaryota; Metazoa; Rotifera; Eurotatoria; Philodinida; Philodinidae
Source: the annotation of a GenBank genome assembly
AUGCGUCGAAGUUUAGCACCAAGUACCGUUGUCAAACAAUUGAAUAGUACACGAAACAGUCGAUCGGAUGAUGACGCAGAUGAUAUUGAUUAUGCUGAAAAUGAAGAUAAUGACGAUUAUGGUGAAGAUGAUGGUAAAUCAAAAAAACGAAAACGAAAAGAACCAAAAAUGAGGAAACCAUCAAAAAAUGCCAAUAUAUCCAAUAAAGGUUAUGACACCAGUCAAUUUUUAAAUCCAUUUCGAAAAGCACUCAUGCCUAUAACAAAUGAAAAAAUAUCGUUCACACCAAACGUAGUAUCCGAAAGUGUCAGUGAUCAUGAAUUUUUUAUUCGAAUGUUGUUGGCGCGACCAUUCAAAAUACCAAUACCAAAUUAUAAAGGUCCACUUGGCGGAAGAGGACUAGGUGUACGACGACAAGGUGGUCGACAAUCAUUACAUGAUCCUGAUGAAGAAAAUGCACUUAUUCUAUAUGCACCACCAGAAAUGAGUGCCGAAGAAAAAUUAAAAGUUGAUCUAGAAAAAGUUCAAGUGCACGUUGUUGUCGAUCCGAUUUUAUCAAAAUUAUUACGACCACAUCAACGAGAAGGUGUCAAAUUUUUAUACGAUUCUGUCACUGGUGUACAAAUUCCAGACAACUUUGGCUGUAUAAUGGCUGAUGAAAUGGGUUUGGGAAAAACUCUGCAAUGUAUUACAUUAUUAUGGACGUUACUGACUCAAAGUCCAGAUUGCAAACCAAUGAUAACAAAAGCCAUUAUUGUCACACCCAGUAGUUUAGUUAAAAACUGGGAUAAAGAAAUAGCUAAAUGGUUGCAUGGACGAUUAUCAGCAUUAACAAUCGAUUCUGGCACAAAAGCUGAAAUUGAACAUAAACUAAAACAAUUUAUGUUACAUCAAGGACGUCGAAGUGCAAAUCCCGUUUUAAUAAUAUCAUAUGAAACGUUUCGUGCACACAUCAACGUUUUGCAUAAAGGAUCGGUCGGUCUUAUUAUCUGUGAUGAAGGACAUCGAUUGAAAAAUGCGGAAAAUCAAACAUAUGAUGCACUAUUCAAACUUGAUUGUAAACGACGUGUUUUAUUAUCUGGCACACCAAUUCAAAAUGAUUUACUGGAAUAUUUUAGUUUAAUUCAUUUUGUUAAUGGUGGAAUAUUAGGUACGGCAGCUGAAUUUCGUAAACGAUUUGAAAAUCCUAUACGCCGUGGUCGUGAUGCAAAUGCAUCGGAUGUUGAACAUAGUUUAGCUCAAGAAAAAUUACAAGAAUUAGCUACACUUGUUAAUCGUUGUAUUAUUCGUCGUACACAAAUAUUGUUAACAAAAUAUUUACCAGUCAAAAUUGAACAAGUUUUGUGUUGUCGUCUAAUGCCUUUACAAACGGAAUUGUAUAAAAAAUUUGUUGAAACAGGUGUAUCUGAAUUAGGCAAAUCUGGUAAAUUAUCACAAUCGGCAUUAUCAGUUAUUACAAGUUUGAAAAAAUUAUGCAAUCGUACGUAGGAUUGUGUUUGACGAAGAAAUGAUAAAGUUUAUUCUGAAUUGGUUUAAGCUUUAAUCUUGAACCAGAACGAAAUCGAGAAUAUAAAUUCCCAUUAUAUCAUUCUGAAACUUAAACUAUCAAAACACAAAAUCAAUCCUUGCACGAAGCUAGGAUCGAACACA